Molecule: messenger RNA, 1564 nt
Organism: Pelobates fuscus (common spadefoot toad)
Lineage: Eukaryota; Metazoa; Chordata; Amphibia; Anura; Pelobatidae
Gene: ANKS4B
Product: ankyrin repeat and sterile alpha motif domain containing 4B
Exons: 2
Coding region: 21-1256 (411 amino acids)
Molecular function (GO): protein binding
Source: RefSeq, a predicted model, not a curated record
UUCUGUUGAGACCAGCGAAAAUGUCCACCAGGUACCACCAAGCUGCUAUUGAUGGUUAUGAAGACAUCUUAAAAGAAGCAACUAAAAAGGAUAUUAAUAAUUCAGAUGGAGAUGGAAUGACCCCCACUCUGUUAGCAGCUUAUCACGGUCAUCUGGAGAUCCUUGAACUGGUUUGCCACAGAGGAGGAGAUCCAGAUAAGUGCGAUAUCUGGGGAAAUAGCCCACUACAUCAUGCCGCUAACAAUGGUCAUGCCAACUGUGUGGCAUUCCUGGUUAAUUUUGGAGCCAAUAUAUUUACCAUGGAUAACCAAUUCCGUACACCACUGGAUGUGGCUGCUUUAAAAGAACGCACAGACUGUGUUCAGAUUCUGGAUGGAGCUGCCAAUAAACAAGUAUCCUUAAACCCCAAAAAAGUAGCACGAUUGAAAGAGCAAGCUACUAAAGAUGCCGAGAGGAAGAUUAAGGAAUGUGAAAAGCUACAAGACAGACAUCAGAGUCAGAUGAACAAGAACCAUACAAAAAAAAAUACUGGAACAUUAAGUUCCAAAGGAACUUUACCGAGCUCUACUGGUGCUCGUGUCCCAACUCCAUCUACCAUGUCCACCCUAACUAAGGGAUUGAAGGACACACUGCAGUUGAAAUUAAAAAAGAAAGAUAAAAACACACUAGAUAAAGGAACAACGAGCAACAUAAUCUUUGAAAAGGAUGAAAAUAGCAGUGGCCAUCGUACUAAGGUAACGGAUGUUUUCAAUGAAAAUGAUGAAGAUAACACGAAGAUUGGAGAUGACUCUUCAGAUACAACAGAAUCUAUUUUCAAUCGCCCUGGUCUUGGGAAUAUAGUUUUCCGGAGGAAUCUAGCUGCUGAUGUUAAUAUUAACUUUAACAGUACGUCCACCUUUCAAGAUGAUUUUGGUUUCAAAGUUCAAACUGAGUUGUUUACAGAUGAGGCAGAGAAUGGUAAUGACUUAGACACGGACAAUGGAUUCAACAUAACUUGGAAUGAAGAUGAGGUGGAAUUGGAUGAGGAAGGGGAGACAUCUCCUCUUCAAGUCUUUUUGGCAUCACAUGGUUUACUUGAAUUACUCGGCAUACUCAUGAGGGACAAAAUUGACUUGGAUUCACUUUUGAUGUGUUCUAACGAAGACUUGCAAAGCAUUAACAUACAGCUUGGACCAAGAAAGAAGGUUCUCAAUGCAGUAGAUAAAAGAAAGCAAGCCCUGGCUAAACCAGGAAAGAUCAGUGACACUAAACUAUAACAUUCCAAUUUGCCAUGUUCUUUAAAAUAUCCAAUAUUAUAUUCAGUAUACUGUGGCUAGUCAAUGUUUGGGCAUAUUUUCCAACUCUAUAAAUGUAAUUUCCAGUCUUGAAGGUCCCAUGAGAAGCAAAUUAUCUACCUUACAAUUAUGCCACCAUCUCUUUUUCAGAACUCCAUGCCUCAUAUUCUUCAUCACCUCCCGUUCUUUAAACUCCAUUGUUAUGCCAUUCAAUCCUACCUAACUUAUACCACAAAAUAAUUUUGUUCUGAAGGCAGAACAUCCCUAGAUUUUCUUCCUAACCAUAUGCC